Fragaria vesca subsp. vesca is the source of this 933-nucleotide messenger RNA. RefSeq lists its product as uncharacterized. Lineage: Eukaryota; Viridiplantae; Streptophyta; Magnoliopsida; Rosales; Rosaceae. The transcript has 2 exons. The coding region runs from base 300 to 620 and encodes 106 amino acids. The record is from RefSeq and is a predicted model, not a curated record.
ACCUAUUCCUUGUACCACAACCUUCUCAUGCUCCCAACCAAUAGAAACCUGCAUACAUUGAUCUAGCAUUGAUUUGAUUGGUGUGGAACAGUUUUAGAAACAAACCCACAAAGCAGCUGAACUUUUCAAGUCCCCACCAAGCAAACUAAGCAAAGUCCAUAAAUAGGGCGGCCUACCUCUCGUUCUCCUCUCCUCUCCUCUUCUUUUUCUAAGCACACAGAGCCUUCACCUUUAGCAAAACCAGUCCAUUAAAGCAUCAAGCUUUCCUCACAGCUCCUCUUAGUUUUUCUCAUUUCAAUAUGAAGAAAGGAAUGUUCUCCUUCAGCUCCUACGAAGAUCAUUUCCAGAAUGAGCCUCACUUCCUUGAUGCCUGCUUUCUCUGCAGAAAGUCACUUGGAAACAACUCAGACAUCUUCAUGUACAGGGGAAAUACACCAUUCUGUAGCAAAGAUUGUAGACAAGAACAAAUAGAGUUUGAUGAGGCUAAAGAGAAGAGCUGGAAAGUGUCCUCUUCUUCUUCCUCCUCAUCUUCAAGCAGAGCAUCUAUCAGAAAAUCAGAUGCCAACAAAGACUCUUCCACCGGCAAAACUGUACGGACAGGCACAGUUGCUGUAGCCUGAUGAUCUGAAAUACUAAUUCUGUAAAUUAUGUCAAUCUUUUCUCAUUCCACGUGGCAAGAUCAUGGAGGUGAAUUUUGAUCAGGGUUGUGAGAUGGGGAGGGGGAAGUACAUAGGGCAAUUGUGACCAAAUUGGGGAAGAAUUUUUGUUUUUGAUUUUGUGGAAGGGAAAGGGAAACCAUCAUAUCUCAUUACUAUAAUGGUAGGGAUGUGUUGUAAAAUUUUGAUAAUGAUAUUUGUUUGCUUCUCAAAUGACUUUGAGACAUUCAAAAGUUUCAAAUAGAGACUUGGUACCAUAUCACUGCUGUGCUCUAUU